AUGUUCCCCCGAAACCGGGCGAACAUCCUGCAGAAGUGCCUUCAUUUGGGCCAUCUCGGACGCAAGGUGGUCCAUCCGUGCAGACAACCCUGCAGGCACCCUACGCUUCCUCUGCGGAGCCGAGGAAGCAGUGGACACAGCCGCACGCUUAGACCCAGAGGGCUGGGCAGCAGGUGGCAGGCAGGGCGGCACCUCCGAAGAGCCCUCAUCCGGAUCCAGGGCCGCCAGGCGCUCCACGCGUACAGAGAGUGGCAGUACCGCACAAUUGGAGCAGGCGUCCACCUGGUGGAGAUGGACAGUGGGGAGACUACAGCCGAGCGGCCGGUCACCUUGGACAUCACAGAAGUCACCAAAGAAACUCCAACUCCUGCAUCUCCGGAGCAAAGCCCAGAGCCGUCAUCCAGUCACGCUGCCUCCAACGAAAGAGCAUUACCACAGGACGAAAGCGUUGAUUUAGGCGGAGACCUUAGGACGCCUGAAGAGGACAGCAUCGCAACACCGUCUGAGAGCAUAAUGGAUAAGCUUAAUGACCAAAUGAUGGAAAGUGUGAUGAUAUCUGACUCGCCGAACAACAGCGAGGAGGAUGAAGUACCAGCUAUAGACUCCAUUCUCGAUGCAGAAGAAGAGGAGCCGACCAGUGAUUUGGAGAUUCCUGAAACAGAAAGUUUAGAAAUUGGACAGAAUUCUCAGGAGAUCGUUUUCUCACUGACAGAUGAAGCCGCAGAGGAAAAAGUAGCGGACGAUUCAAAUAAAGAAACGUCCAGUCAGCAAGAUGACACAGGAAGUGAUAUAUUUUUUGACCACUCGGACAAAACAUCUGAAGAAAGUGUGUUGCAAGAGCUAGUGGAAACCAAAAACGUAAGCCCAAGUCAGGAGCCGAUCCCUGUUUGCACUAUCUUCAGUCAAGGAACCCAGCCCAAAGCUUUAGUCCCGGACGGAUUCCAACCAACCCUUAUAAAGUCCCCCAGUUUUGGCAUGAUGACCACGGGGGUGAUUGAGGAGGUAGUGACCCCCAGUAAGCCUCCUGCCCCCCUCAUAUGCCAGCCCAGCCCGAGUCUGAGUAAGUUCUUCUCUGACAAUGGACAAACCAAUCCGGCAACCGACUUUUUCGACUCCUUUACUGCUCCUUCUUCAUUUAUUUCAGUUUCUAAUCCAAAUGCCGAGCUGCCGUGUAGUCCCACACCGGAGCGGCAACUCUCGUCCACCUCCUCGUCCAUUUCUACCCCGGGGACGGCACUUGACUUUGGGACUCCCACCUCCGUGUUUGCCCCAACCCUGAAUGACUCGUGCAAAAGUCCCCACACCCCCGCGGUGCCGGUGGCUGCAGGUGCUCAGCCGCAGCCCUUCAAUCAGCUGCAGGCGGUGUUUUCAGGCAGUGACGACCCGUUCGCCACCGCUCUGAGUCUGAGUGAAGUGGACAGACGGCACGAGGCCUGGCUGCCGUCGGAAGAGACCAGGAAGAUUCUGAUUUCUGUGGGCGCUCCGCAGAGCAGCCCGGGCUUCGUGGAGACCAGCAGACUCACGAUGCCUGGACUCAAGUUCGACAACCUCCAGGGGGAUGCGGUCAAAGACCUCCUGCUCCGUGUCCUCGGUGAACAGGCCGCUGGGAAACGGCAGGUCCUCACUGCCAACUCUGUGGAGCAGUCCUUCUCCGGCCUCAAACAGCUGAUUGCAUAUGUGUGUCGGGCGGACUGCGAAGGAGCGAUGAAGAGGAGGAGACGGGAGGGUCAGAGCGAUGAAGAGGAAGAGAUGGGAGGGUCAGAGCGAUGA
This is a messenger RNA of Knipowitschia caucasica, 1770 nucleotides long. NCBI's taxonomy places the organism in Eukaryota, Metazoa, Chordata, Actinopteri, Gobiiformes, Gobiidae. The record is from the annotation of a GenBank genome assembly.